AUGGAUCCCUUCUUCGACGACACAGUUGUGCGAGACCUUGUUGAGGCAACUGCUGGGGCGCUGGACGCCGGCGCCGACCCUGCCGCGGUGUACGGCCUGGUGUCAGAGACAUGCACGCAGUGCGUCGACUACAUGUCACAGGAGCUACACAACACUCUGAUGCAACGGAUGCACCCCGACACACUGAUUGACCGCUUCAAUGGGAAGACGGUCCUGCAUGAGCUGCUGGGCCGCACCCACCCGCCAGCGCUGGUGGCAGGCCUGGAUUGGGAGGGCGUGCCCCAGACCACGCUGGAAGAGGUCCUGGACAGGCACGAGCGGCUGGGGCCAGACCCGCACCUGGAUCGCCCACCCAGCAACCGUGCCAGCGCUGGAACUGACAUGGCCUGGGCCGCGGGUGCCACUCCAGACCUGCGGGAUGCCGAGGGCAACACAGCACUGCACCUGGUCGUGGUCAAUGCGUGCCGGGAUGAACAAGGAUACUUUCCGGACCUGGCGCCGCACCUCGCUUUCCAUGUGCGGAAGCUCCAGGACCUGUACCGCGACGAGGAGAGGGUGGACUACCUGGAGGGCGCAGGCACCGCCCUGCUGCGCCGCGGCUGGAGCCUGGACCUACCCAACCGGGAUGGCCUCACCGUGAGGCAGGCGCUGGCCGAAGCGCAGGGCCUGGCUCGGUCGAAGCGGGUGCGCUGGCAGCGGUUGGCGGCUGAGCAGCGCCCAGUGGGCCCGGGGGCCGCCUCCGACAUGCACCAGGGCGCGCAGCACCUGCUCCAGCAGGCUGAUCGCAUGGAGCGAGUCCUGCUGCAGCUCGCAAACUUGGGCGGAAACUGA
This is a messenger RNA of Chlorella variabilis, 831 nucleotides long. RefSeq names its product expressed protein. NCBI's taxonomy places the organism in Eukaryota, Viridiplantae, Chlorophyta, Trebouxiophyceae, Chlorellales, Chlorellaceae. The record is from RefSeq and is a predicted model, not a curated record. The coding region runs from base 1 to 831 and encodes 276 amino acids. The transcript has 4 exons.